This is a messenger RNA of Prorocentrum cordatum, 325 nucleotides long. The record is from the annotation of a GenBank genome assembly. NCBI's taxonomy places the organism in Eukaryota, Dinophyceae, Prorocentrales, Prorocentraceae.
GACGCGCUGCAGCGCUGCCGCGGCACCCUCGGCGGCAGCCUUGGUGUCAGCGUCGCCACGCUCGACGUGCUCUCCCAGAUCGGCUCCGAGGCGCCAGCGCCCGGGGCUGGCCGCGACUGGUGGCACAUCUCUGCGCACUGCGACUCCGACAGCGGCCAGCUCGUGUUCGAGGACGGCCUGGGAGGUGCACACCUGCUGCCAACGGCCGCGCUGGGAGUGGCGCUGCGUAGGCCGCCCCUGGGCGUGGUGCUGCUGGCCUGCUGCAGCGAGCAGGCGGGCAGGCGCCUCGUCGAGGGCGGCGUGCCUUUCGUGCUCGCCACCGUAG